Trichosporon asahii var. asahii CBS 2479 is the source of this 408-nucleotide messenger RNA. RefSeq names its product 40S ribosomal protein S12. The transcript is spliced from 2 exons. The record is from RefSeq and is a predicted model, not a curated record. Gene Ontology annotation, molecular function: structural constituent of ribosome. Lineage: Eukaryota; Fungi; Basidiomycota; Tremellomycetes; Trichosporonales; Trichosporonaceae. The coding region runs from base 1 to 408 and encodes 135 amino acids. Gene Ontology annotation, biological process: translation. Gene Ontology annotation, cellular component: ribosome; cytosolic small ribosomal subunit.
AUGUCUGACGCCGGAUCCAACGCUUCCAACGCCCCUGAGCAGGUCGAGCAGGUCGAGGUCGCCGACAACUCUGGCCCCAUGUCGGUCGAGCAGGCCCUCGAGGAGGUCGUCAAGACUGCCCUCUCCGCCAAGGCCCUCGACAAGCGCGAGGCUCACCUCUGUGUUCUCGUCGAGACCGUCACCGAGGCCGAGUACUCGAAGCUUAUCGAGGCCCUCUGCGCUGAGCACAACAUUCAGCUCAUCAAGGUCUCCGACGCCAAGGUUCUUGGCCAGUGGGCCGGUCUUUCCAAGAUCGACCGUGAGGGCAAGCCCCGCAAGGUCGUCGGCUGCUCGUGCGUCGUCAUCACCAACUACGGUGCCGAGACCGCUGGCCUCCAGGUCCUCCUCGACUACUUCAAGACCCGCUAA